This is a messenger RNA of Aspergillus nidulans FGSC A4, 2177 nucleotides long. RefSeq names its product putative GTPase NOG1. The record is from RefSeq and is a predicted model, not a curated record. The transcript is spliced from 5 exons. The coding region runs from base 44 to 2014 and encodes 656 amino acids. Gene Ontology annotation, molecular function: metal ion binding; magnesium ion binding; GTP binding. Gene Ontology annotation, cellular component: preribosome, large subunit precursor; nucleolus; preribosome. NCBI's taxonomy places the organism in Eukaryota, Fungi, Ascomycota, Eurotiomycetes, Eurotiales, Aspergillaceae. Gene Ontology annotation, biological process: assembly of large subunit precursor of preribosome; ribosomal subunit export from nucleus; ribosomal large subunit biogenesis.
ACCUUAUUGAAGUCAUUUUUCAUAAUCGACGGAGGUGCCCAUCAUGAAGACCACUUGGAAAGAUAUUCCUCCGGUGCCCACCAGCCAGGAAUUCCUGGAUAUUGUCCUCAGUCGUACACAGCGGCAGUUGCCCACUCAGAUUCGUGCAGGCUUCAAGAUCAGUCGUAUUCGAGGCUUCUACACUCGAAAGGUCAAGUACACUCAAGAAACAUUCGGCGAAAAAUUCCAAGCGAUCCUGGAUGGAUUUCCCCGGUUGCAGGACAUCCACCCUUUCCAUAAGGAUUUGAUGAAUACACUUUACGAUGCCGACCAUUUCAGAAUCGCCCUCGGUCAGGUCUCGACCGCCAAGCACCUGAUUGAAACCGUAUCCCGCGACUAUGUUCGCCUCAUCAAAUAUGCUCAGUCUCUCUUCCAGUGCAAGCAGCUCAAACGCGCUGCCCUCGGUCGCAUGGCCACCAUUUGCCGACGUCUUAAGGACCCCCUCGUUUACCUGGAGCAAGUCCGACAACAUUUAGGCCGUCUGCCGUCGAUUGAUCCCAACACCAGAACUCUUCUGAUCUGUGGAUACCCCAACGUCGGAAAGUCUAGCUUUUUGCGCAGCAUUACCCGCGCCGACGUCGACGUUCAGCCUUAUGCCUUCACAACCAAGAGUUUGUUUGUCGGUCAUUUCGACUACAAGUACCUCCGAUUUCAAGCCAUCGAUACCCCCGGUAUCCUUGACCAUCCUCUGGAAGAGAUGAACACCAUUGAAAUGCAGUCUAUUACUGCCAUUGCGCACUUGCGGUCUGCUGUGAUGUACUUUAUGGAUCUUUCCGAGCAGUGUGGCUACUCUGUUGCCGACCAGAUCAAGCUUUUCCACUCUAUCCGACCUCUGUUUGCCAACAAGAUCGUUUUUGUAGUGGUGAACAAGAUCGACGUCCGACGACCGGAAGAUCUCGAGCCUGAGCUCCAAGAACAGAUGCAAAGCAUGCUGAAGACAGGAGAUGUUGAGCUUUUGCAGCUUUCGUGCACCACUACUGAAGGUGUCACUAACGUGAAAAACGCUGCCUGCGACAAGCUCCUAGCGGAGAGAGUGGCACAGAAGCUCAAGUCUGGAACGAACAGCACCGGUACUCCUGGUGGCAGACUCGGCGAUGUUCUUGCGCGUAUCCACGUUGCCCAGCCUAUGGGUGGGGCUCAGCUGGAGACAUUCAUCCCCGAUGCCGUCAAGAACCUCAAGAAAUACGACAAGAACGAUCCCAACCGGAAGAGACUGGAGCGGGAUAUUGAGGAGGAAAACGGCGGUGCUGGUGUCUACAAUGUCGAUCUCAAGAAGAGUUACACUCUCGCCGACGAUGAAUGGAAACAUGAUAAGAUUCCAGAAGUGUGGAACGGCAAGAACAUUUACGAUUACGUGGAUCCUGAUAUCGAGGCUAAGCUCGCCGCUCUGGAGGAAGAGGAGGAGAAACUGGAGGCCGAUGGCUACUAUGACUCAGACGAGAGCGUCGAAGACGCCGAGGACGCCGACGUCCGCAUGAAGGCUGAUCUCAUCCGUGAGAAGCGCACCCUGAUGCGUAACGAGGCCAAGCUCCGCAAGUCGCUCAAGAACCGCGCGGCAAUCCCCCGCAGCGCCAAAGCCAAGAAGCUCUCCCAGAUGGAGCAGGGCUUGGACGCAGCCGGCUACGACCCGGAGGCUGCUGUCUCCCGUGUCCGUUCCCAGAGCCAGGUUCGUGGCCGUACGACGACACGCAGCGAGGUCGAGGACGGCGACGCAAUGGACAUCGACCCCUCCGAUCCCCGCCAGGCGAUCGCUCGGGCCAAGGGCCGCGCUCGCAGCCAGGCUGCUACGAACCGUCUGCAGGAUGGUGUUACCGACGAGACUGCCAGAUCCAAGGCCGAACGCCUCGCCAAGCUCGGCCAGAAGAAGAUGAACCGCAUGGCCAGACAGGGAGAAGCCGAUCGCCACCAGACCGUUUCCCUUACGAAGCACCUGGUCGCCGGCAAACGUGGGCUGGGCAAGACACAACGUCGUUAAACCCUGUCUGUGUCUGUGCCUUUCGUCCUAUCUUGCUUGCCGCUACGAUACCGAUGCUAUGCUCCACUUUUUCUUCUAAUACUUUUACACCCGUAGUACAGUCCAGCUCACAGUCCUCAUCCUACAUACUCGUUAUGAUUAUGGUGUCUAAAAAUCACACGGC